Cylicocyclus nassatus is the source of this 465-nucleotide messenger RNA. Lineage: Eukaryota; Metazoa; Nematoda; Chromadorea; Rhabditida; Strongylidae. The record is from the annotation of a GenBank genome assembly.
CGACAAAGUAUCUAUCUGAUCAGUUGUACAGUUUCUAAGUGGAUAUCAAUUUGUCGCAUUUUUUUAUCUUCUUUGCACAGGGAUGUCAUAUCCUCGCCACCCCAAUGCGGUUGUAAUCGAACCUCCGACAAAAACGAUCUCUCCAUUGAUCCGAUUCAGCAGAUAUGCUGCCCUUGGACUUGGAAUUAUGUGGGGUGCGUAUCGGCUGCGACAGAUUCGAGAAUAUCAUGCUGAUAUCCGAGAGUGGGAACACGAAAAGGCUGUUGCUAAGGCUAUUGAUGACGCGAGGAAGAAGAAGUGGCUGGCUAGAGACGAAAUGCGCUAUCUCAUGAAGGUUAUCGAUCUUCCAUUCGAAGAAGGAGUUGCCCAGUUCGGAGUUGCUGAUCUUUAUAGGGAGGAGUAGGUUGCAGAAAUUGUUCUAGAAGAAUUGUUCAAGCUGUCCUUAUUAGAUAAAUGGUAAUCGCU